Pecten maximus is the source of this 4352-nucleotide messenger RNA. Its product is annotated as ADP-ribosylation factor-like protein 6. Gene Ontology annotation, biological process: protein localization to cilium; cilium assembly; intracellular protein transport. Gene Ontology annotation, molecular function: GTP binding; GTPase activity. Lineage: Eukaryota; Metazoa; Mollusca; Bivalvia; Pectinida; Pectinidae. The coding region runs from base 259 to 825 and encodes 188 amino acids. Gene Ontology annotation, cellular component: axoneme; cytoplasm. The record is from RefSeq and is a predicted model, not a curated record. The transcript has a single exon.
UUUUCAUGGAGUCCUCGACGACGACAUGCUGGUACAAGUGAAGUGAACAUUUAUCGAGUAAAAACUAUUCCCAUGUCGUUAGCUUUGACAGGAAAUCCUGUCCGAAAUGUUAUGAAAACUGAACGUUACUUAGUGUAUAAUUGUUUUUGUACGAUUAAGCCUUCUGUAGUGCUGAACUGAUCUGUACUGUGUAGAUAAUCUACAAUUUGAAAUAAGCUGAAACCUGCUUGUUUUGGUCUGCCUCUUUUGGAUACCAAGAUGGGAUUUUUUGAUAAACUGGCAAAAUUAAUGGGAUUGUCGAAGAAGGAGGCAAAACUACUGGUAAUAGGAUUGGACAACAGCGGUAAAACUACGAUUUUAGAUAAACUGAAACCAGAGGAAAAACGGUCUGGAGAUGUUGCUCCCACUGUUGGUUUCAAUGUGGAAAGGUUUAAGAACAAAUUCCUACAAUUUACGGCAUUCGAUAUGUCAGGACAGGGGCGGUACAGGAACAUAUGGGAGCACUAUUUCAAGGACUGUGACGGAAUCAUUUUUGUGAUUGACAGUUGUGACAAACUGAGAAUGACUGUGGCAAAAGAUGAAUUAGAUCAAGUUCUGCAAAAUAAAGAUAUCAAGGAUAAACGGAUACCAAUUUUAUUCUUUGCAAACAAGAUGGACUUGCGAGAUGCCAUGUCAAGUGUCAGAUGUACAUUAUUAUUGGAUUUGGAAAAUAUACAAAACCACCCAUGGCAUAUAUGUGCAAGUAAUGCUAUAACAGGGGAAGGGUUGCAGGAAGGAUUUGACUGGCUGACACAGGAAAUAAAAAGUAAUAUGGGCACAAAAUGAGAUGGUUUCGAAAUAUUCCAAUACACUAUCGUACACUUUUGACAUUUCUCACAAAGGAAUCAAUGUGGAUAUCUAUAUGAGGAAACUUAAUGAAGCAUGUGAAUUGAAAGACUUGUCAGAAUCCCAAAUUAAUUCUAUGUAUAGUAAGCAAAUGAAACUUAAGUAUUCAAAUAACUACAGCACAGAUAACAUUGGUAUAUUUGAAAGAAAAUGCCUUUGAUUUUGUAAUGAAAUUUAUGAGUUUAUUUUUCAUGACCAAAUAGUUAAGAUUGGAAACUUACAGUCAAUCUGUCAAAAAUUUCCCUUGAAUCUGAACAUGGGAGCUAGUAGUUAUAUAUAUCUAACUUCAAGUAUAAAUUUAAGUAAUGUCUGAAAUGUAGAACUACCUCUUUUAAUUAUGUUUAUAGCGUUGCACUGUUAUUGACGGCCAAUAAAUGCAAGUUACGUUUUACUUUCACUGUCAUUACAACAUAAAGUUUAGAUAUAAUUUAGUGACUGUUUUUUUUUUACAUUUGAAUUUUUAUACUGUGUCACAUUUUGGAUUGAAAAUGACAUCUUUGCUGUAUUGCAUACCAACUUUUUCUUGGCUUGAAAAACUUGUUGUCUUUUCAAAAUCUAUGGCCCUAGAAAAUACAUUUGUAGAAACUUUUUAUUUUUUCACUGAUUGGUAAUAUAAUGUAUGUACAUUUGUACACUGUCAUAUUUGACAAAAGAUGAUCCUGUAUUUUAUGUUACUCAUGCUAUUUUUGUUAUAAAUGACUUUCCCUUUUCAUAGACUGGCUUGUGUUUCAUCCUGAAAUUACUAUAGCUGUUGAUAGGACAUUAAACAACACAGAACCAAACCAUGGCUGGUUGUAUAUGAGUCUGAGAGGAAGGCUAUACAUGUUUUGUUGACACUGUCACAUAGCCACAAAUAGUAUGAGUUUCCUCUAGCCCUGAUACCAGACUUUGACAUUCAGACAUUUAAUAUAAUAAUCAUCUAUUUCUGUCAAAAUGUCCCAAGUCUGUGGUGUCGGGGCCAGAACUCCUGAGGCUGCACAGGAAACAACAGCUGUUAAGAAUAUUUAUGAUGACAGCUGCACAGUUCAUGAUCAGUGAACAAAUGCAAAAGAGUCGAAAAGGGAAUUAUCGACUAGUUCCAAUCCCCCUGAUAUAUAUUCAAGUACAUUCCUGGUGAAAUUGAUAUAAUCAAGGGUGAUUGUCACCAGAAAUAAAUAAUACAAUGGUCAUCAUUUAAUGAUAAGAAAUACAUGUACUAGUUUUGGAGCAGAUGCAUCUUUUUUAAGCCCAUGCCAGGAUACAUGUGUUAAUACAUGUUAUAAAAAUAACGAUUAGUUUUGUUUAUACUAGAUAGUCUAUUGAGCUUAUGGCUUGUCUUCAUAUGGUCAAGACUAUUCUUAACAUAUAUAUGACAUUUACAAAUAUGUAUUGAAGUAAAAUGUACUGGUACCUAAAUGCAACCAUGUAUGUGUGGAAAUGAAAAACCACAGGCAUAGAAAAAUAUAUUGGCCCCCUAUUACUACUAUAUGAUUAUCAACAAAACUUGAAGAUCAGACGAUGCAUUGUCUGUGGAACGUAAGUAUAUUGAUUGGUCGACAGUUGUAGUUAGUAUUGUUUACAGAUCUAGAGCUGUCCACCAAUCAGAUUUCCCCUUGCAUAUACUGCUCUAAAAUAUACAGACUGCUUAAAUUAAUAAGCUUGCAUUCCACAUGUACAGUCUAUGCAGCUCGUCAGCUGAAAGGCCGUAAUAGCGGACAUAAAACCUGUUACAUAAGAAUUAUCGUUCUGUAAUUAAUGUCAUAUUUUAUUGUCAUUGUUUUAAUUACAAAUUAUUCAAGAAUGAAAAAUUUAAUUCAAAGUAGUAUCCAUUAGGAUAAGCUUAUGAAGAUAUAAUACUGGAAAUGUAGAAUUAACUUAAAAAGAUAAAAUGUGAUAAGGCCACAAUUUGUGAUUUGUUUACUGUCUUUAGAUUGUAAACAUGUCUGUCAGUUUUAAAGCUGGUAUAGUAAGGACAAUGUCUAUCAGUUUUAAGCUGAUGUAGUAAGGACGUAGUGUACACAUGUCCAUUUGACAUGUAUUAAUAGAUUAUCUACAUAAUUUUAAUAUAUUAUCAUGAUUGGAGACAUAAUCAUACAAAUGCAUAUUAAAAAAAUGAACAUUUUGAAUGUUGUUCAAAUGUAUAUUAAAAAAAUGAACACAUAUGGUAUAUGUUGUACAAAUGUAUAUUUAAAAAAAAAUGAACAUGUUGAAUGCCUAGCUAUAAUUGCCUAUAUAUAUAUAGCCACCCAUGUCUGACAGCAACUUACUGUACAUUAAGUUAGAUACAUGUUUUAUCAGUAUUUAUCUUUUGCAAGGAAAUUUAGCACAUUUUAAUUCUGAUGUCCGAGAAAUAUUAUCUGGAACUGUUCGCAUUGAACAUUUAUCAUUAGCACUGAUAUUUGUUGUGUAUGCGUAAAAAAAGUGUUAUGGAGCUGCUAGCCCUGACCUGAAACCACUAUAGCUAACCCUGGAUGUCGGGCUAGUGGAAUUUUACACCCUUGAUCAAGCUCUUCAGUUAGACGUGGAAUUCUCACUGUGUGGUUGACACUGACUGAAAUGUAGCAUACAUUUUACAUGAACAUGUAUAUUAAGUGCUGUAUGCUUAUAUACAGGUAAUUACUCCAUUAAGAAAUGGUUAAAUUAUAUAUGUUGGGUUAGAAAAUUGAUGCUAAGAUUUAAGUAAAAAUAUAUAUUGAUAAACAGUCUCCAGCUGUCAUGAAGAACAUUAUAAGAAAAAUGAAGAUAGAAUAGUGGUACAUGUGAGAACUGACCCACUGAUGUCAUGUAUUGUUGUAUUUUAUUGUUGGUGUUGGUGUAAAUUGUUUUGUUGUGAUCAUGUACAUCCGUCCAUUCCUCAAAGUGGUGAUUGUACAUUACCAUGAUAAUGUUAUAAAUAUGAUCUAAUCAUUCAUUAUCACAAACAAUUUAAGAUUUUUUUUUUAAUAAUAUCAGAAAAUUUAUUCAUUAAUAGUUUUUAAAUCUAUAUAUCCUGAAAAUUCACAUAUCAACAUUUUCCUAUAAGCCACAAGGUUUAAUUGAUCUUAUGAACUUUCAGUCAUUGGGCAAGAGUCAAAAUCAAUAUUCUAUACAUCAAACAAAAGUGAUUGGUCCAUUUGAGCUGAAAACUAUUCUGAUUUAUUUACCUGUGUAAAGCUUAUAAUUAAUGAUAACAGAGAUACCUGGACAAGCAUCUUGCUAGAUUUUCUCAAAUAAUUUGUCCAAAUAUUAGGUUUACAGGUUUUUACACCCUCUGUACAACCUCAAGUUAAUCACCUUUUUUGAUUUUAUGUACUAUUACAAUGUAAUUAUAUGUACAUGUUGUUAAAGUGCAAGUGUUAUUUAUGAUUUUACAACUGAUCCAACUUUCAUUACUAAUGAAAAUUGAUUACAUGUAUAUUUACUGAUACCUGAUAAACAUGGUACAAUCUGUACCACAACACAAACGUUUGAGAAACUGUGCAACAAUAAAUAUCACAAAUUACACCUCC